AUGUUAAUUCCAUAUGAGCAGUAUACAAAGCAUUCACCAAACAGCGAAUCAGAAACUGCACAACCUCCCGACGCAAACGACGACUACUACGAUCCUCUGGAAAGCAUCAUCGAGACCCUGGACGUGCUCAAGAAUGAUUUUGCUACCCAAGAGUACUGCGACAUGAGAAGUCUUUCUGCCACCUUGACAGGAGGGUUGACAUGCAACGAAGGGGAGUUACGAGAGGUUAUCAAUGAGAAGAAUGCAACACAGCACUACUACGAUUUCUGUGCAUACCGCCACGCCAAGUCUCAAGAUACCAGAAACCCUGGGACAACACAGACUGACUCCUUGACUCCUUCCCUCUCUCAGGACCAUGAAAAAGGUGAUUACAAGCGGUACGCCACCGCAUACCUUGCCGAAAGCACCCGCUGCUUUCUAACUCGCGACGGGCGGCUGGGACUGGGACCGAGAAUCACUGAAGGCGGAGAUCAGAUUUGGCUUCCAAUGGGCGCCGACACGCCGUUCGUGCUGAGACCGCUUCACGAUGGAAAUUUCAAGAUUCUUGGACAGGCUUACUUGCAUGGCAUUAUGCAGGGAGAGGCAGUUGCGCAUUUGACUGAGGAUGAUUUCGAAGUCGUGAAGCUGGUUUGA
Bipolaris maydis ATCC 48331 is the source of this 633-nucleotide messenger RNA. RefSeq lists its product as uncharacterized. The record is from RefSeq and is a predicted model, not a curated record. NCBI's taxonomy places the organism in Eukaryota, Fungi, Ascomycota, Dothideomycetes, Pleosporales, Pleosporaceae.